UCUGUUAAAAUUGUUAAUAAAUGAUUAAUGUGAAAUAAAAAUUUAACAGAACUCUUGUUUGCUCAAAAUUGAACAAAUUAUCGACGAGCAAUGUCGAAGAAUACGCGAAAUACUUUGAUAUUACGCUUCGAUAAGAAAUCGUUAUGCAAACAAACGUUGCUGAUAUCCUGCGCGAUUCUGAUAUUCGUUCGUUCUCUUUUCAAACUUACGAUCUUUUGCAUAUUACUCGCGCAACACAACACUCUUCAGGUCCUGGAAAAUAGACACGAUGCCUCGAUCCGAAUAGAGAUUAACGCGAAAAGAUAUUGACACGAUUACACAACAUUUCAAAUAAUAUGUUGGAGAUUGACAGGCGUUAAUACUUGAAAAGUAUUACACGUAUUAUCGCUUUUACUAUUAUCGUGCUACCGUUGUGAUCCCUGUGCACACUGAUAUUUCGUGGGACCUGAGAAACUGUGCGUAAUCUCGUUACAAUUAUUGAUACUAUUCGUAGGAGGAUACGUGAUUGAAACAAGGCUGGACGAUAUGAAAAGAAAAAAGAACGAGCGAAAAGAAUCGCGAGGAUCUUUAUUAUCUAAUAUUGUUUAAUAUUAUUUUUAACUAACGUGAAUUUCAAUUAAAAAUAUGUUAAAGAUUCGUUCUUUAAAAAAACGUUAAAAUAAUUCAAUUAAUCGCGAAUGUUGAUCAAUUAAAACUUUUCCUAUCGGGAACGAUCCAUCUAUUGGUUUCUAUAGUGAUGUUCGAGCAUUAUCAGCUGAUUAGCAAAUGCGACAUAUGGCCGUAGUUGGUUUUAUUAGAUUAUCGUACACUUACUUUUUCAACUAUAAAUCCUUGUUCAACGACAUUUUAAGACCGGACAUUUUCAGUGAAAGUGGUGAACGGGAAGGACGAUAAUAAUUGGAUUUCACUUUCCUUUUUUUUUUUUUUUUUUUUUUUGCGACAAACUUAGAGGUAAGAAAAUUUGAUUAAUUCCCCGUACAAAUAUUUCCAUUCACUGUAUAGUACCGCGCCUUUAACUUGAUGUCACUCUCUACAACGCAGUUGAUCGUGAAUCACAGUGACAGGCAUCGUUGCAUUACGUGAAUUUUUCCAUUCAACGAUAAAAGAAAAACUGAAUAUUAGCAUUGAAUAUUCUAUAUCACGUUCGAGAUCAUAAUUAAAAUCGUUGAUUAUCAUUUUUAUCCGAUAAAAUAGGUAUUAAAAUCCUUAUCGUCAGAGAUACGAAAAUCAAUAAAGUUGAAAAUCUAAUUUCUCAACUCACCGAAUCACUAGUAGGCGAAUUUCUAUUCUUUCGUAAGAAAUUAAUAUACAAAAAAAGACACGACGAUUAUCAAUUUUUAAUUUAACACGGCCGCAGAAACUUCGUAAUCGUUCUUCGCACGAGUUUGAAGGAGAAAGAGAGAGAGCGUAAUCGCCCUAAAAACCUCUAAUCUCCUAAACUAGACGACUACAUAGCCGUGGCACGCGUCUAAUGCAUACAAAGGAGAGUGGUGGGGGGUUUAGGUGCCCCUCCGUCGUGAUUAUGGGGUGAACUGUUGGUACGGUGCCCCAUAGACGACGGGCCGCCCUUGUGGAGGGGGCAAAAUACCCCUCGGGACGGUAUAUAUGCCCUAAGAGCCCCAUGCCACUUUCGCAGUACCAAAUUGUACCCCGCCUGGCACGGUCUCGCGUUUCUUAUUUCCUUUUUUUUUUUUCCCCUCCCCCCUACUCGCCGCCAACGAAACGUUCGGCUAUGUCGUGACACGGAAUUUCAUUCACAAAGUGCAAUCGCGGAAUCAUAGCAAGUUUAUGAAGUGAACGAAUCUGUGCGACGUAUUCUGCGAGGAUCAGGUAAGACGAUUAUCGGUGAAAACGGUGGCGUGGAACGAAUUAUUCGAAUGUACAUCGAUCGGUGAUUCGUGAAUUGAGUUUUUCAAUCAAUCCCUCGUUAAGCCAUUCACUUCGUAGAAUAAUAAACCCGUGAAAUAUUUAUCCCUCUCAGAGAUAGACAGCCGCAGCAUGUCCUCGGAGUACUCGUUCUGCAGCGAAGGAGGUUUCGACGAGCUGUCGAGUUCCUCCGAUUCCGGUUUCGACGUGAGCUUCGAAUCUCCCAAGCACGAGGCACAAACGGACGCCCUGUUCCCGCCGGCGAAAGAGGAGAAACGGAAGAAAACUCGGAACACGCGGUGCAAGAGUCCGACACAGGUGCUCAGACUGAAAAGGAAUCGUCGAAUAAAGGCGAACGAUCGCGAGAGGCACAGGAUGCACACUCUGAACGACGCGUUGGAACGCCUGAGGAUGGCGUUGCCCACGUUUCCGGAGGACACCAAGCUCACGAAAAUCGAGACCCUCCGUUUCGCCCACAACUACAUCUGGGCCCUGUCCCAGACGCUGGGAAACACGGAAACUGGGGAGAUCACCGUGAACGUGGGCAACGUGACGGUCAGCAUCAGCGAGAAUGGAAACAUGAUCACAUCCUCGACAGGAAGUUGCGCGGUCGCCGCGCAGAAGCGGCUCGGCCCGUCGCACGCUGUGUUCCCUUAUCCCCAGGAGAGAUUCGUGCCCGAAUGGCAGGAAUACGAUUGUUACAGCGACCAGAGCAGUGUCAGCCCACCGAUGCAGUAUCAACCGUGCUACGACCAGAGGAUGUACGCCCAUCAGCAUCAGCUUCCGGCUCCGCAUCAUAUGGGACAUAACAACAUGUAUCAGUGUCUUUAGAGAGUUCUUUUUUUCUUCUUCUUCUUCUUGUGGAAGUUGGAUAGUUUGGGAUAGAUGGUUGUUUCGGAUGGGAAUGGGACGAGGAUGGACUUGGAUCGUCCAAGUUUUCGAAGAUGGCUUGGUAGAUAGUGAGGAUUGAUUGCGGUGAGGGAGAUUAGACGGAUGGAAAGGGGUUGAUGCGUGGGUCUGAGCGGGGGAGUAAUAAAGACGAAUUUUCAAGGUUAGUUACUUACGAGGCUUCGAAGUGAAUUUGGUACUUGACUCUUGAAUAAUUGAAUUAAUUUUGAAAAUUUCUAUUGGAAAUUGUAGGAAUGGCAGUAAACGUGAAAUUUUUCCAACAAGUUGAUCGGAUUAGGUUCACGUUGGUAACCGAACAUGAGUCAUCGUCGCCAUUGUACUUAUUGCAAUGAGCAACGAAGUUACUUAGGAAGUAUUCGACACAGUGUAACGAUUAUCGAUGAAAUUCUGUCAAACGUCGAGUGCCAAGUAUUAAAAUCUAAUCGAAGCCGUCGCUUAAAAAUCAAUACUUGAAGACCAAAGAAUACUUGCAUACCAUUUUCAACGCAACUAACAUAUGUCCAUAUUCUAGUGAAUUUUCGCGUAGUAAAUUUCCCAAAGUUCCAGCGUAAUAUUGCAAUUUACAAAGAAAAACAAAUUGUGCUUUUCAUCUGCAUAUCAUCGAACGAAAGUAAAAGCGUUAUUCAAGAUUUCGCGUCGAAUUAACGAAUUAGCGAGUGUAAAAAAGAAAAAAAGAAAAAAAAGAAAAAAAAGAAUAGGUCAGUGCGCAACGUGUUAUUUACUUUGUAAGAAAAGCAUUCUAUUCGCAACGAAUUACUAGGAUUAAGGAUUAACGAUUUAGAUGUAACCAAGAUUUUUCACUUCGAGCUAACUUCUUCGACGAAAGCAUAUUGAUUGAUCAUUUAUAAUUUCCUUAAUAAACCUGUGGAAAAAUCGAGGCAUCGUGUAUACACGGUGUAUGAUUAGAGACACGUGCGUAAAUGCGUUCCUUUUCUUUUCUAGUCAUCUAGAUGCUCUUAGGUUGAUCUCGAACGUUUGAUCUCACUGUUUGUUUCUUAGAAUUAUUCUAUUUAUAGUAUACGUCUCCGCCAGUGCUCUUAUCGGAUCGUAAAACUGCCGAUUCAGGGAAUAUAUAUUGUACAGAAUAUUAUAUCUUAUCAAUAAAUCAUAUUUUACCUAGACGCAUA
Molecule: messenger RNA, 3902 nt
Organism: Apis mellifera (honey bee)
Lineage: Eukaryota; Metazoa; Arthropoda; Insecta; Hymenoptera; Apidae
Gene: tap
Product: basic helix-loop-helix neural transcription factor TAP
Exons: 2
Coding region: 1999-2697 (232 amino acids)
Molecular function (GO): protein dimerization activity
Source: RefSeq, a predicted model, not a curated record